Hippoglossus stenolepis (Pacific halibut) is the source of this 1965-nucleotide messenger RNA. RefSeq names its product carboxypeptidase N subunit 2. The coding region runs from base 109 to 1965 and encodes 618 amino acids. Gene Ontology annotation, cellular component: plasma membrane. The transcript has 4 exons. Lineage: Eukaryota; Metazoa; Chordata; Actinopteri; Pleuronectiformes; Pleuronectidae. Gene Ontology annotation, molecular function: protein binding. The record is from RefSeq and is a predicted model, not a curated record.
UGCACCCUUUCAGAAAGAUAACUGAUAAGACAGUGUUUGUUUGUGUCUCAUCUCUAAUGUAACUACCUUCUACUUCAUCCUGGGACUGCAAAUAAUCUGUGAAUAACAAUGUCAAGAGGAGAAAUCGUCGGGCUUUUUCUGACUGUACUGUUUGAGACGUCGUUGCAUCAAUGCGACAAUCCGAUGGACUGCCACAACCAGGAAGUCUUCAGUUCAUCUACGACAGGAAUUCCUCAAAUGCUGAGAGCAGGUGUGAGAGAGGUUUUUUUUGUGGCUAGCCAGGUGGAAACAAUACCUAAAGCAGCCUUUGCUAAAAACCCGCAGCUUGAAAAGGUGGAGUUCCUCAACACUCCAACAUCAGCUAUUGAGCCAGGAGCUUUUGAAGGUUUGGGGUCCCUCAAGCACCUUGAGAUCUCCAGCACUCCAUUAAUGUUAAUCCCACUGGGAGUCUUCAAAGACCUCAGCAACCUGGAGAUGAUCAUACUGAAGUUUAACAGGCUACGUCGUUUGGAGAGAGGCUUGUUUGAAGGCCUUGAAAAAGUAAGGCAGAUCGAGGUACAUGGGAACGAGAUCGAAUCGAUUGAAGAUGGGACGUUUGAAGGUCUUGAGAACCUUGUGUCUCUCCAUUUAGCUAAAAACAACAUUUCCACUGUAUCUACCAGUUUGUUCUCACACCUUAACAAACUGCAGGUACUACGUCUUUAUGAGAAUCAGCUAACCACCAUUCCUGAGGACAUUUUUCUGAGUUUACCAAACUUGACGGAAAUCGCCUUGCACAGCAACAAAAUAGCCGAAUUAUCACCAAAUCUGUUUCCACAUAAAGACAAACUAAAGAAGAUCACUUUGGAGAACAACCUCCUCACCAGUUUACCUGAAGAAUAUUUUGUUGGCUUCCCUCAGCUUAAAACUCUGACCCUGCGGAAGAAUAAACUGACAAGUCUCCCACCAGUUCUUUUUGGAAAAAUGCCUAAACUGACUGAUCUAAGCCUCAGUCACAAUGAUCUCAGCACCCUUCCUCCAGGAAUAUUUAGCCCCCUGAACAAAGUCAAGAAGCUUGACUUGUCUAAUAAUCAUUUUGUCUCCUUGUCUCCCGAGUACUUUGAAGGCCCAGAGAAGCUCACAGAGCUGAACCUACAGAAUAACAAGAUAAAUUCGCUGGAUGCAGAUGUGUUUGAAAAGCUUCAGUCACUGGUCACACUAAAGCUCGAUCAUAACGACCUGCAGACGCUCCCUGAGGAUAUUUUUGAGCCGUUAAUAAAGCUAAAGAAGCUUUACCUCAGUGAAAACCCUUGGCAAUGUGACUGUAAUCUGAUUUCUUUUCACCUCUGGAUAAAAGCAAACUCUGACAAGCUUGUGCAGCCUGUUGUCUGUGAGUAUCCAGAACAUUUAAAGGGGCAGGAAAUCCAAUCCUUGACAGAAGAUCAAUUCAUUUGCCCCACCCUUCCCCCCACAACUACCCGCCCCACCACCACCACGACAACAACUCCCACAACCACAACACCACCAACUACACCUCCGACCACAGAAGCAACAACAAUAAUACCAACCACAACUUUAGCUACAACCACCUCAACCACAACAACAGCCACACCUACGACUACUACAACAACAACCACACCCACAACUACUCCAACAACCACACCCACAACAACAACCACAACCACUACUCCAUCAACCACACCUACAACCACACUUACAACAACCAAACCCACAACCACUACAACAACUACAACUCCAACACACAGAAGCAAAGCUCAGCAGUGCAAGUCCCAGCUGAUGAUCUACACUGCACUGCUGGUGGUGGAGAUCACCUGCACACUGGUGCUGGCUAAGUUCACCCUGUCUCUUUACUGCCUGCUGCAAUUCAGAGAGAAGAUGCAUCACAGGGUCAAACUCACACGCUUCUCCUACAGGAAAGAGGUCAUCCUGAGGCCUCUACGAGAGGCAGAGACUCGAGGACUUUAA